UUUAUGAAUGAAACCAUUCGCGGUAGUAACUUUGUUCAGAACAACUCAACCAACAUAAGUGACCUCGUGCUGAGCUGGAAAAUAUCUCAACUCACUGCAGAAUGUUUGAGAAAUGAGGAGAAUUCCUUUCAAUGUUCUCCUGCUCUGGAAUUCACGUCGGAAGAGGAAUAUAAGAAAUUCUUUCGACAGUUGAUUCAGCACGAUCUCAAAUCGUCUAUUGUUGCUGCUUUAGAGAAUUGUCGAAAACAUUGGGAAAGAAAGAGUACAGUUAGAGAUAACUUGAGAAAAGAGGCGAAAUGUUUCAGUUUGGAAAAUGGCGCCACAAGUAUGUUUGUUUUCUCAGGUACCAUUCAACGCGCGCAACUACGAAAGAAAUACUUGUAUUUAGAUGUGUUACUAUUUCCGGAAAAAGAGUCUGUAGUGAAUAUCAAUGAGGGCGAUAUCUUGGUUGUUUUUUCUGGAGAUGUUUUCUCAUGGCAGACUUUAUGUGAAAGUUCUUUAUUUCUUGUUGACAGAGUUUUCAAUCAAAGACCAGAGGGAAGUCUUUUGAUUAGAAUUCGACUUCCUGAGUAUCAGAUAUCCUCUAUCAACUUUUCGUUACCUCCGUUAAAUGGGAAUAACUUUUCGGAAACUCGUCAACGCAGCCGUGAACAAGGUGAAAUAAGUGAAGUGUACAUCAAAGUUAUUGGUUCAGUUGUUACGGCAUCAAGAGAAUUUCUAGCAGUAGAGAAUCUAAGUAAAUAUGCUUUGAAAUUGGAGAUACUGAAACCUUCUCAAUGUGAAGGCUUACGUUUUUCUAUUGGAUGUUUGAAAGGUCCCAAUCCAAAAUUUCAAAGGAUUAUGGCAGUUGUAGAUAAAGUUAGUAGUUCGUGGCAAUUAAAUGCUUCACAAUAUGAAGCAGUUGCUUCCUGUGUAACUAGUUCAACUGGAUUUCAUUUAAUUCAGGGUCCUCCAGGAACAGGAAAGACAAAUACUUUGUUGGCUAUUCUCAAUGUACUUCAUGUAUACGGUUAUCAACUGUAUUAUGACAGCCUUAUAGAGAAUUGGUAUCAACGGAAUGGGCAUCAGACAUACUCUUUGGAUACAGAUUCUGUUUCUUCAAGUACUUUAUUGUCAGGCUUAUUAGGCUCAUUAGAUCAGACACUUGGUUCUCUUUCAAGAAGUAUAAGGAAGCCACGAGUAAUGAUUUGUGCGCCUUCCAAUGCAGCUGUGGACGAAGCGAUGUCGAAGUUAUUGCAACACAGCUUUGUUGACGUUGACGGAAAUCAGUAUCAGCCAGAAAUGAUUCGUAUGGGUGCCAAUGAACGCGUAUCAGAAGCAACAAAGGCACUAACUGCAGAAAGACAGGCACUUGUCUUUUAUAAUCAAUUUUGCUCGAAUUCUUGCAAUCAUGAACAAUAUUGUGUCGAUGAAGACUUGAAAAAGAAAUGGUUAGUUCAAUGGAAUGAAGAAUAUCGAAACUGUAGAAUGAGGUUUGAAAAAUGCUCCUCUAAAGAAAAGAAAAUGGAAAAUUAUGAAAGAUUGGAACAGUUGCAAAGAGAUUUGAAUAGACUUACCUUGGUAUUUUCUAAAGAGAGGUCAAAGGAUCAAAUUAUAUCCGAACUUACUUUAUCUUAUGUGAAAACUGCACAAAUUGUGUUUUGUACCUUGUCUGGAGCAUUUUUGUUGUUCUCUUUAAGUGGAAAUUCUGCCAUAUCGCAUACAAGGAAUCAAAUGGAUAAAUAUUUUUGGUUUGAUACAGUCAUUAUUGAUGAAGCUGCACAGGCAACAGAACCUGCGUGUUUGAUUCCAUUUCUAUUUCAGAUUAAAAGAUGUGUUUUAAUUGGUGAUCCUCAACAGUUGCCAGCUACAGUAUUUAGUUGUGGAGACUUGGGUACAGCUUAUGGUCAAAGUUUAUUGGAACGUUUCUGUCGAGUUGGUCGACCUGUUAUCAUGUUGGACACUCAAUAUCGAAUGCAUCCUGCAAUUAGUUUAUUUCCCAAUCAAUAUUUUUAUCAAGGUCUUUUGAAAAAUGACACUUCUGUGUGUAAUGACAACCGAUCACAUAUAUGUCACAGUGAUUUCUUGAAGCCUCUAUUAGGUCCUUAUGCUGUGAUUGAUAUUUCGGAUGGGAAAGAAUUUCGUUCUUCUUCAAGUGGCUCAUUUUAUAACGAAAAGGAAGCAGAUAUUAUAGCUCGUAUAUACAAAUAUUUUCAACACAAGUACUUACCAAAGGAAACUAAUGAAACGAAUACACCUUUUAAAAAGAGAGUUGGAAUUGUAACACCUUAUAGGCGUCAACUUCUAUCGCUCAGGCAAGCAUUUGAGAAACAUCAUAUUUCUUUGAGAGGCGUAGAGAUUGACUCUGUGGAUGCAUUCCAAGGCAGAGAAAAAGAUUGGAUAAUUCUCAGCUGUGUUCGAUGUAGUUUCGAAAAAGGAAUUGGCUUUGUUCGAGAUAUUCGUCGAAUGAAUGUUGCCAUAACUCGAGCAAAGUAUUCUUUACUCAUUGUUGGAAAUAUGAAAGCUUUAUCUCAUCAUUCAACAGAUUGGUUCGCACUGGUAGAGAAUGCCAAACAAAGAGGUGUAUUAUUGAAUGGGACAGCCAUUAUCGAGAAUUUGGACACUCAAAGAGCUGUGUCUAUAAAGGAACGAAAGCGUCCCUUAUACAAAAGCCGGUUCAGUCAAGCUGUAAAAUACGAAAAGCAUUCUUGAAAUAGUCUAUCUAUCCAUCUUUUGUUG
This is a messenger RNA of Galdieria sulphuraria, 2718 nucleotides long. RefSeq names its product tRNA-splicing endonuclease positive effector-related protein. Lineage: Eukaryota; Rhodophyta; Bangiophyceae; Galdieriales; Galdieriaceae. Gene Ontology annotation, molecular function: helicase activity. Bases 4 to 2691 code for a protein of 895 amino acids. The record is from RefSeq and is a predicted model, not a curated record. The transcript has 3 exons.